Messenger RNA from Alosa sapidissima (American shad), 3514 nucleotides. RefSeq names its product MBL associated serine protease 1 (gene masp1). Gene Ontology annotation, cellular component: extracellular region; blood microparticle. Lineage: Eukaryota; Metazoa; Chordata; Actinopteri; Clupeiformes; Clupeidae. Bases 472 to 2820 code for a protein of 782 amino acids. The record is from RefSeq and is a predicted model, not a curated record. The transcript is spliced from 13 exons. Gene Ontology annotation, biological process: complement activation; zymogen activation. Gene Ontology annotation, molecular function: calcium ion binding; serine-type endopeptidase activity.
UUAUGGUUCAUCUUUUAUAUUGUGAGAUUUGUCAUUUGUUUUCUUUUAUUGUUUUCUCUUAAGAUCAAAGGUUCACAUUGUCAUACACUAAACCUUAAAAAAUGGUUGUAUACUAUUUGUAGUUGAAUGCAAUAUCUAGAGUAAUUUGUAUACCCAGUAGGGGGCGGUAGUUGCAAAUUCUUCUGAUGAGUUGUAUAUAGUUAGCCUACUUCAUUAGUACUUUCCUGCGUGAGUUGGAACCCGCUCCUUUUUUCCCUGAGGAGGCUACGAGAGGAAGCACGUUAAGCUGUUGGGUACCGAUAUUCAGAAUAUUUCCUGGUGCUAAUGAAGGUUGAGGAUUAUUCGUCCACAUUUGCUGUAACUACUAUAAUUUGCUGUAACUGCUGAAGAUGACCCGCGCAGGGAUGCAUGCAGGGGCGAGGCGAAACGAAGCGAGGGAGUCUUGCUAAGUUUCCCUGAUCGGCGCGGGACAUGGCUGCUUCGGCCCAGGCGACGGGUGCGCUGCUAUUUCUGGCUAUGUGCGCGCUAUCGAGAGGGGCUGGGGUUAUCCAUCUGACGGACAUGUACGGAACCAUACAGACGCCGAACUUUCCCGAAUCGUACCCGAAGGAAUCCGAAGUGCAAUGGAAUAUAAGUGUACCAGAGGGGUUUCAGAUCCGGCUCUACUUCAUGCACUUUGACGUGGAACCAUCCUACCUCUGUGAGUACGACUACGUCAAGCUCCUCUCUGACCAGGAUGAGCUGGCAGUGUUCUGUGGCAAGGAGAGCACCGACACGGAGCAGGUCCCUGGCGAUGACGUCAUCACAUCUGUUGGGAACGUGCUCAGUGUGGUCUUCCGCUCGGACUUCUCCAAUGAGGAGCGCUACUCUGGGUUUGAGGCUCAUUACAGCGCAAUGGAUGUAGACGAGUGCAGUGACAGGAAUGAUGAGGACCUGGCUUGUGAUCACCUCUGUCACAACUACAUCGGCGGCUACUACUGCUCCUGUCGCUAUGGUUACCUGCUGCACUCGGACAACCGCACAUGUAAAGUGGAGUGCAGUGAUGGUGUGUACACAGAGCGGACAGGUGUAAUCUCGAGCUCCGACUUCCCCCAGCCGUACCCUAAAAGCUCGGACUGCCUUUACCGCAUCCAGCUGGAGGAGGGCUUCCUCAUCGCGCUCGACUUCCACGACACCUUCGACAUCGAGGACCACCCCGAGGUCACCUGUCCUUACGACUAUCUCAAGAUCCAGGUGGGUCAGAGGACUUUGGGUCCCUUUUGUGGGGACCGCUCACCUGGCCGUAUUCAGACAGGAAGCAGCAGUGUGACCAUCCUGUUCCACAGCGACAACUCUGGAGAGAACCUUGGCUGGAAGCUCACCUACUCCGCCGCAGGAAGUGAGUGUCCUGUGCCUAUGGUGCCCUCAUUUGGUCACUUGGAGCCAUUGCAACCAAAAUAUAGUUUCAAAGACCAUGUGCUGGUGACAUGUGACACUGGCUAUGUGCUUUUCAAGGAUGGAGAGGUGAUGGAGCACCAUCAGAUGGACUGCCUGCAGGAUGGAACCUGGAGCAGUGAAGUCCCACCCUGCACACUGAUAGACUGUGGUCCUCCAGAGGAGAUCGUGAAGGGAGAGGUGGUGUUCGACGGCCCAGAUAACAGUACUCUCUUUGGGGCCAGCUUCCAGUACCGAUGCCUGGAAGACCCACAGAGCACCAUCCCAACUCCACCCGAUGCCAUCCCAACUCCACCUGAUGCCAUCCCAACUCCACCCGAUGCCACCCCAACCCCACCCAACUCUAUCCUAACUCCACCCACCACUCCUCCAGCAAAUAACAGUACCUACAUCACGAGGCCUGUAUCUAACGGUACAUAUGUGUGUGGAGAGAGAGGAAAGUGGACUAACGUUGAGCUAGGCACCAAACUCCCGUCUUGUCUCCCAGCCUGCGGUGAGCCCUCUCAGCCCCUCCCAUCUCACGUGCGGCGUAUCGUUGGCGGUCGUGUGGCGUCGGCGGGCCAGUUCCCAUGGCAGGCGCGCCUGUCGGUGGAGGACUCGUCUCGAGUGCCCGAGGGCCGCUGGUUCGGCAGCGGGGCGCUCCUCUCGGCCUCCUGGGUGGUGACGGCGGCGCACGUGCUGCGCUCCCCCCGCCGCGACCCCUCCGUGGUGCCCGUGUCCCCCGGCAGCGUGCGCGUGCACCUGGGCCUGGCCGACCUCCGGCGCCCCCCGGUGGCCUCCGCCGGACACGCCGUGCAGCGCCUGCUGCUGCACCCGCGCUUCGACCCGCGCAACUACAACCACGACAUCGCCUUGCUCCGUCUCGCCCAACCCGCCCACUACACCCCGCUGGUCCGGCCCGUCUGCCUGCCCCUGCCCUGGGCCGAGGGACAGCCGCCGGCCCCCCCACCGAACACACUGGGCCUGGUCGCUGGCUGGGGGGUGAUGGCAGCCAACGGGUCUGCGGACUCCGCAGUGCAGGGGGUCGUGGCUGGGGAGGUGGAGGGUGAAGGUGGGGUGUCGGACGUGCUGCGCUACGUGAAGCUGCCGGUGGUCGAGCGGUCGGAGUGCGAAGGCAGCUACGCCUCGCGCUCGCGCAGCUACAACAUCACCAGCGGCAUGUUCUGCGCAGGCUUUUACGAGGGCGGCCGCGACACCUGCCAGGGCGACAGCGGCGGGGCGUUCGUCACGCAGGACCCUCGCACGGGACGCUGGGUGGUCCAGGGCCUGGUGUCGUGGGGCGGACCCGAGGAGUGCGGCUCCAGGAGGGUGUACGGCGUCUACACGCGCGUGGCCAAGUACGCCCACUGGCUGCACUCACACAUGGACACGGACCGCUGGUGGUGACCCUACGGUGCGGCUCAAUCCCGGACAUACGCGGGCAUUGUCGAAUGGGCACAGUCAUACUGGCACAGUGACACGGGCACAGCCACACGGACAUCAACCACACGGACACGGUUACACUGGCAUGGUCAUAGUCACACAGACAUCAGUCACACAGGAACAGUCACACGGGCACAUGGUACAGUCACAUGGACAUCAGUCACAGGGACACCAGUCACAUGGACACAGCUAAGCUAUUGAACCCAUGUGGAAUUUAACUGAAACAAGUUUGCAGCCAACUCAGAUCAGAGCAGAUCUCAUGUCUUGUUUGUGGGUUUUUGUAACUUUCUCAGAGUAAAAACAUAUUGUCUCAUAUUGGGCAUUUGCUUUCUUUAACAAGCUUUGCAGUUUGGACACUGUCUCCUUCAUAUUUUGUUUCAUAUCAUUUGCACAAAGGUGCAGAUCAGGGUAGAAUAAGAAAACGUGUUCAGUGUAGACUCGGAAAAGCCAUUAAUAUUGGGCUAUACUGUCAUAUGAAUUAGCCUUGCUAAGAAUAUCGACAAAUGGGACACUACACUUUAGUUAUCCAAUGUGCACAUCUAAUCCAAAAGAGUAGUGUUAAAUGUAUUGAUAUACUGUAGUACCAUUUUAAUAGUAAAAUACACUGUUCUACUCUUUGUAAUGUAUAAUUCACUCACUCAUUCAAUCAAUCUUUUGU